Messenger RNA from Lingula anatina, 3718 nucleotides. RefSeq lists its product as uncharacterized. Gene Ontology annotation, molecular function: serine-type endopeptidase activity; protein binding. Lineage: Eukaryota; Metazoa; Brachiopoda; Lingulata; Lingulida; Lingulidae. The record is from RefSeq and is a predicted model, not a curated record. Gene Ontology annotation, cellular component: membrane. Gene Ontology annotation, biological process: proteolysis.
CCUGUAAGUGGCGGCCAUUCAAACAAGUUAAACACAAUUUCACAACAAGUUGAUUCGCCACGGUCAUAUUCAAACCAUGCGUACGAGGAAGACAAACAUGGUGGCGCUAGUAGUCAUCCAGGCGCGGACCCGGCUCCUCAUGAAUACAGAAAUAUCCCUCAAGAGGGCGCUGCAGGCGCUGCCGGGCAUGAAUAUCGGAAUAUCUCAGCCAAUAGAUCCCCGUCCCAGCAAAACAGGAGCCGUGGAUCUGAGAGAGAAGACCCUCACCACUCAUAUAGGAAUAUACCAGAACAAAAUGGGUCCCAUGGGAAUUACAACAAUAAAAAUGUCACAGAAAUUCGGCAAUUUGACGGUGCCAAAGAGUCCCCGUAUAGCAGGCAUAGACAAAUACCACAAAACAGGUCACAAAACUCUCGUAAUAAAAAACCCUCACAGAAGGGAGAUAACAGAGAGGUGGCGGAGUCACAGUAUCUUCCUAUGGACAGAUUUAGUGGAGAGGGGCGGGACCCCCACCCACACGACGAAUACGACCAACUAGCGCCGCCUAGGCAUUCGUCGCCUCCAAAGCAGGCCUCACCAGAGGUCGCUGGUCACGAGUACAGGAACGUUUAUGAUCAUAAAUUCCAACCUUAUGAUGAGAGAUCUGCGGAUAUCACUCGGGGAGAAUCUAAAAAAUCCUACCUGAAUAUGGAAAGGCUAGACGGAACAAGACAAUCGGACAUAAUAUUGGAGGAUAAUGAAGAACAUUAUAAACACCCAGUUAGGGCCUAUGAUAAUCUUGCCGUUGUGAAACCCACUGUACGUCCAAACAACGUCGACGUCGGUGCCUACGACAAUCCGGCGUAUCGCAACAGCUCCUACGAGAUCGCCCCUGGCGGAAAACCCCACCCGGAGAAUACGAUUCUGCGUACAGAGAAUGCGUACACCGAUGAGCCAGACAUAGGUAUAGGGCGUAUCCGACGGGAGCCGAAAUACGAAAGUAGAAAGUCGUAUAUUGAAGCAGUGGAGUCGUCCAAGGUCGAUGGCGAGGACCAGAAACGCGCCGCCAAGAAAAGGGUCAUUAUCAUUGUGGUUGUUGCGAUUGCUUUUCUCAUUGCUGUUGGGAUUGCGCUAGGACUAUACUUUGGAAUAUGGUACAAACCAGAAGAGACGUUAACAACGCCGAUGCCAACGCCCACUUCCACACAGGGACCAGCUGGUCUGGUCCAGUACAGUGUCGAGGCGACGAUAGAGGGAACAUGGAGCCCCGAUCUCAGUAAUCCUAACUCCCAAAGAUAUCAAAACUUAUCUGCCGCAUUUAAAGAACAGAUGAGUGUUAUUCUCAAAGAUGGAACAUAUGGUUCUCAAUAUAACUCUAUAGAAAUAUCAGGAUUCCGAAAUGGUAGCAUUAAAGUAGAUUUCAAGGUGAUAUAUCUCGUGUCACCCGAUGCAAAGGAACCCCUUACUCCAAGAGUCGUUGAGAAGGACAUGGAGACCGGUAUAACCAAAGCCAGGGGAGACAAGACCCUCAAGAUUGACAUACAGCCCGACGUACUUAUACAAGUGCCGUGUUUCCUAACGGACCAAAUCGCCUGUCUAAACGGGACUUGCAUCAACAGAGACUUACUCUGCAAUGGAAGACUGGACUGCUCGGACGGCUUUGAUGAGUCGGAAGUUGUUUGCCAAAUUGGUAAAAGUGUCACGUGCACCUUUGAGUCGGACAAUGCCUGCGGUUACCAAAAUGCCCCAAACCAGCGUCUGCCAUGGCGCCGGUUCAAGGGGCAAACGUUUACAGCUGGGACCGGCCCCGCAGCUGACCACACCUUUGGGACAUCAGAAGGAGCAUACAUGUAUGUGGAGAACUCUCGCAGUAUUCUCCCGACCACAUCCACCCUGUGGUCGCCGAGUAUAAUUAACAAUGCAACGUCACACUGCGUGGAAUUCUACUACCAUAUGUACGGCCUUGACAUUGGGAGACUUACCGUACUCUCGAAGCAGGUAUCAGGAUCAGAGAGUACAAUAUUCAUAGCUCAAGGUGAGCGAAGAAAUGAUUGGAUUAGGGGUCAGGCUCAGGCACCACGUGGUACCACGCAGAUAGGUUUCAAAGUUCAAACGAAGGGGCGUGGCCUGGAAGACCAGGGGGAUAUCGCUAUUGAUGACGUCACACUGAAAACGACCGACUGUGUUUACGAAGCAUGCACGGAGCUUGAGUUUGCCUGUAACAACAAGCAGUGUAUUCCCUCCUAUCAGCGCUGCGAUAACUUCUCUCAGUGUUUGGACGGAAGUGACGAAAUGAAUUGUGAGUGUCCAGUGAACAGGGUCAAGUGCCCGGGAGAAGCCAAGUGUAUCAUGAAAGAGUGGCUAUGUGACAGCUACAGGGACUGUAAUAACGGCUGGGACGAGGAAAACUGUCCAAGCUGUUCCACGUCGGAGUUCGAGUGUGGAGACAAGAGUUGUAUCCCUGCCUCCCAGAGAUGUGACGGUACGAGCCAGUGCCCCGGGGGAGCGGAUGAGCAGCGUUGUGUGCGCCGUGCGUCCGCCAACAACGUCAUUGAGGUGUACCGUGAUGGCGGUUGGUACCCUAUUUGUGCAUCAGGCUGGACCAGUCAGUUGACGAGUGACUUGUGUGACAUGCUGGGCGAGGGUGAUUUGGAGCAGGAUCAGCGUCCCGCUGUGAAUUCUGCGUCAUACCUCAGCGUUGGACGAGUCACGGGAUCUCUUCUGGGAGCUCUCUCCAUGAGUUCUCAGUGUUCCAAUAACCGCGUCGUAGGAGCCGUAUGCAAGGCAAAGACCUGCGGACGGCCCACUAUCGGUCAGCUGGCUCCGAUGAUCAUCCACGGGGACGAUGCCCCGGACGGACGGUGGCCGUGGAUGGUGUCCUUGCUGGCCAAUGACGUGCAUAAGUGUGGGGCCACGCUUAUCAAUAGGCAGUGGGUGGUCACGGCGGCACAUUGUGUCUGGGAUUUUGCAAGCAACUUGUAUCGUCUGAAAAUUGUCCUGGGCACCACGCGGCCUGGGGAACAGUCAGCGUCCAAAGUGCAAAUGAGGGUGAGAACAGCAGUCAUCCACCCCGACUACGACACCAGGAACCCUUACAAAGGGAACGACAUCGCUCUGCUGCAGUUAUUGGAACCUGUCAACUACACAGCGUAUAUCCAGCCAAUAUGUCUGCCCAAAUCUCGCGAGAGCGGGAGUACGUAUCCCGUGACGUCACGGUGCUACACGACCGGCUGGGGUUUUACUGAUAGUGACCUGCAGACGGAGCCAGUAGUCUUGCAAGAGGCGAAGAUGAAGGUGUGGAGCCCCGCUGUGUGUAAUAGUAGCAGUGGACACAACGGGAUUAUCCGAGAUUCCAUGGUCUGUGCCGGAUACUACUCCGGAUACAUAUCCGUUUGUCAGAAAGACAGCGGGGGACCCUUGGUGUGCAGAGACGAGUUUGACAGAUGGAAGUUGAUCGGUGUCACCAGUUUUGUAGCUCAAGGCUGUGACGUCCCCAGGAACCCAGGGAUCUUCACCAAGGUGGCAGAUUUCGUCGACUGGAUGCAUCCGUAUAUAUGUAAGUAUAAGUCGAGUGUGCAAGUGUUUAAUUUUGUUGAUACAGUUAAAUCAUACAGCAUACGCUUGAGGGAUCGAUUUCUCAAUUUAGGCCUCUUACACAACGUGCAUUACGCUUAACUGUAUCGAAAUGCUCAGGGAGAUUGGAAAAUUAUCAGCCUGGAUAAAACCUGGGUAGUCAUCA